AUGUCGACCACUACUACAGGGCGCCAGUCGCCUCCCAGCGGCAUCAGCAUCAACCUCGCGUCCAAUAAUCCUUUCCGCAAUCGCAACACUCUCAUGCCUUCGCCGCUCAACAGCCCCGAUCCGCGGGUGUCACGGUUCCCCAUGGCGCACAACAAUCCUUUCCUCGAUGCCAGCGAAGUCGCCAACACAUCUUCCCGCCCGGCCCCUGCUCCCGCCGCCAUUGGUGUCGCCAAAUCUGCCAACAUUGCUGUUCCGGAUGACAUCUUUAGCGAUCUGUCGCUGCUGGACAAACCCAAGAAGAGCACAACUCUGCCCGUCUCUGGUCAUCGCACGCACAUCUCCGAAGAUCGCCGGGGACAAUCACGCGGCCCACCUGUCAAGCCUGGAAGCCCGGGUAAGCCUACUCAGAGACACCAGCGCCGCGCAUCGGAAUCGUCCGUCAUGGAGAAAGAGCGACGACCACGGGAAGAACGCGAUCGAAGUGAUCGGCCACCUCGAACCGAGUCUGAAGAGCGACGCCGACGAGAGAGACGCCGUGAGCGCGAAGAACGUCACCGGAAAGAGAAGGAAGCUGGCGGGCGGAGCACUCGAAGCAAACGUCCCCAAGGUCUGGAUAUCAUUGACAAGCUUGAUGUGACUGGUGUCUAUGGACAAGGACUGUUCCACCACGACGGGCCAUUUGAUGCAUGCAACCCGCAUCGUAACUCCAAAAAGGAUCGCAGGGCACCCAUGCAAGCCUUCCCUGCCGACUCUGCAAACAUGCGAUUGGGUGGCUUUGGCCCCGUCAGUGAUCGCAUCGAUCUAGAUCGCUUCCACGGCCGAGGCGCCGAGGGGUUCAAUGAUUUCUCCACGACGCUUCGUCGCGGACCUGCCACUACCGUCAUCGACCCAACCGCACGCACUGAGCCUGUGCACGGAGAGGAGACGCACGGCCUCGGAACAUCCACAUUCCUCGAAGGCGCGCCCGCGAGCAAAGCUGCCGUUCAGCAACAGCGCCGGGACUCUGGAGACUUUGGCGACGGCGUGAGCGGCAACACGGGAAACGCCGGGGGACUCGGCCGCAAAAAGUCUCUUGCCCAACGCUUCCGCGGCAUGUCUGGCACACGCCCUCAAUAUCGUCCUUCGGUGAUCGAUCAGUCGAGCCCGCCGCUCCCAAAUGAUGCCAAAUCACUAAGUGCGGGCGGCGUCAGCCGAACCCGACACGCCAACAAGGAAGACGAAGUCAACCCAUUUUUCGAGACGGACAAAGCGGAUGGCCCUGCCGACUACGACAGUGCUUUCGAGAAGAAGGGCACCCAGAUCCGCAUCGCCGAGAAGGCGCUACAACCGCCCUCGUCGAGCACCGAGCGACCGAAGACUUCCUCCGGACGUUCUUACAGCCACAACAACGGCGACAGCACGAGCCACAAGAACACCAGCAGCCACGCCCGCGCCUCGAGCAACCCCCGUGGCGGCCAGCCUCCUCGGGCUGCGCCUCCGCCUCCUCCGAACCAGCUCGUCCGCACUCUGACUGACGAACAGCGCGCCAGUGGAAGCAGCAGCGAGAUGGAGCGCAGCGGGAGCGGCAGCGGUGGAGGAGGUUUCCUCAAACGGAUGCGGUCGCUCAAGGGUCGAUCAUAG
Messenger RNA from Dissoconium aciculare CBS 342.82, 1620 nucleotides. Its product is annotated as Pal1-domain-containing protein. Lineage: Eukaryota; Fungi; Ascomycota; Dothideomycetes; Mycosphaerellales; Dissoconiaceae. Gene Ontology annotation, cellular component: cytoplasm. The coding region runs from base 1 to 1620 and encodes 539 amino acids. The transcript is spliced from 4 exons. The record is from RefSeq and is a predicted model, not a curated record.